Melampsora larici-populina 98AG31 is the source of this 426-nucleotide messenger RNA. RefSeq lists its product as uncharacterized. The record is from RefSeq and is a predicted model, not a curated record. Lineage: Eukaryota; Fungi; Basidiomycota; Pucciniomycetes; Pucciniales; Melampsoraceae. The transcript has 5 exons. Bases 1 to 426 code for a protein of 141 amino acids.
AUGUCCUACGUCUUCCCAAAGGUUUACCUUCUACUUCUCUCCCUGUGGAUUCAUAGCCUGGUGGUGCGGGCCCUAUCUUGCCAGGUAGGGUUUGAACGUAUCUCAGAAUGGUAUGCAAAUUGUAAGGUCAAAGGUGAAAUAUGGCCUCAAAUAAUAACUUGGCGAUGUCCAUCUUCAGAAUGCAUUCUGAAUGGUCGUAGGUGGGUUCCAAUGAAGAAUUGUCAAUUGGUCAGAUCAAAUGACAAAGGUGUUAGCAAUCAACAGGGUGUCAAAUAUGAAUGGAAUCCUGACAAAAAAAUUUUGGUCAUUUGUCAUAACUCUGGAGGAAAAUCUUAUAAAUGCCCGUACUAUCCUUCAAAUGUGCCCGCCAUGUUUUGCCCCGAUGAUGGUUUAUGCACCGAGCCGGAUUGGCAAGGAGGACCUUAG